Molecule: messenger RNA, 1290 nt
Organism: Penicillium vulpinum
Lineage: Eukaryota; Fungi; Ascomycota; Eurotiomycetes; Eurotiales; Aspergillaceae
Gene: fahA
Product: fumarylacetoacetate hydrolase FahA
Exons: 1
Coding region: 1-1290 (429 amino acids)
Biological process (GO): L-tyrosine catabolic process; L-phenylalanine catabolic process; homogentisate catabolic process
Molecular function (GO): fumarylacetoacetase activity
Source: RefSeq, a predicted model, not a curated record
AUGGCUUCCUGGUUCCAGAUCCCCAAGAACUCCCCGUUCUCGCUCGCCAACAUCCCGUUCGGCAUCAUCUCCACACAGUCCACAUCAAAGGCAGCUGCGAUUGCAAUCGGUGAUCAUGCAUUGAACUUGAGCGCAUUUGCUUCAUCCGGAGGUUUCUCACAGCUGCCGGCUUUUGAGCAACACCUAGCUGUUUUCAGCCAGCCCACACUGAAUGACUUCGCUGCCCUUGGUCGCCCUGUGCACCGUCAAGUGCGCGAGUACCUACAAAAUAUCUUCCGCGCCGAUACAAAGUUCCCCCAGCUUCUUAAGGACAAUGUCUCCCUCCAAAAGUCAGCUCUGCUGCCUUUGUCUCAGGUGACCAACCAUCUGCCCAUGCAGAUUGGCGAUUACACCGAUUUCUUUGCUGGUAUGCACCACGCCUUCAACAUUGGCGUUCUCUUCCGUGGCCCAGAAAAUGCGCUCCAGCCCAACUAUAAGCACCUGCCCGUUGCCUACCACGGCCGUGCCUCAUCAGUCGUUACUUCAGGCACACCCAUCCACCGCCCCCAGGGUCAGGUCCUGGCAAACCCCGCCGCGGACCCCAAGGUGCCCAUCUUCUCCCCUUGCAAGAGGCUCGACAUCGAGCUGGAGCUUGCUUGCUUCAUCAGCAAGCCCAAUGAUCUCGGCAAGCCUAUCCCAGUUGACGAGGCCGAGGACCACAUUUUCGGUCUGGUUCUCAUGAAUGAUUGGUCUGCCCGUGACAUUCAGGCCUGGGAAUACAUCCCCCUGGGUCCCUUCAAUGCGAAGAACUUCGGUACCACCAUCACCCCCUGGGUUGUUCUCAUUGAUGCUCUCGAGCCCUUCCGCACUGUCGGUUUAGAGCCUUCAAACCGCGAGUCUCUGCUCCCCUACCUGCGCGAGAAGUCUGCCGAGGGUGCCUACGAGAUCCCCCUCGAUGUUGAGGUCACCAACGCCGGUGGUCAGCCCACUAUUAUUGCUAACAGCAACGCUAAAAAUCUGCUCUACUCUUUCCCUCAGAUGAUUGCUCACCACACGGUCACAGGCUGCAACUUGCGCACUGGUGACUUGCUGGGAUCGGGUACUAUCUCUGGUAAGGAGGAUGGGACUCAGGGUAGUUUCUUGGAACAGACCAAGGGAAAGACUCCCCUUAAGCUGGCAGAUGGCUCUGAGCGUAUGUUCGUUCAGGAUGGUGACACUGUUACUCUGCGCGGUAUGGCUGGUACAGAAGGCAACUAUGUCGGUUUCGGCGACUGUGUUGGCACUAUCCUGCCUGCCAUUUCGCUGCAGUAG